This is a messenger RNA of Andrographis paniculata, 1551 nucleotides long. RefSeq lists its product as uncharacterized. The record is from RefSeq and is a predicted model, not a curated record. The coding region runs from base 133 to 1470 and encodes 445 amino acids. NCBI's taxonomy places the organism in Eukaryota, Viridiplantae, Streptophyta, Magnoliopsida, Lamiales, Acanthaceae. The transcript has a single exon.
AACAAAUGUUAGAGAGAGAGAGGGGUUCGAAUUCUUGAUCUGAUCACCGAUACUGAGGAGGUGGGUUCUAACUUCUAAUUCAGCACCUUCUUACAGAACAUCCACCGGUUCGAUUCGAUUCGAUUUCUACAAAUGUUUUCGACAAUCCCACGAAUUCUGUACACAAACAAUCUCCUCCUCCACACAGCUUUCGCAAUCUCUCUCUCACUCCUCCUCCCCCUCAUAAAGAUCCCACUUUUAUUCCUCCACGGCCACCACACCUACAUCCACCCCGACGACGUCAAUCCCGGCGGCGGCGCCGCCUCCGCCGGAGGAGUCCGCGCCGCCAUAAGGCGUCCAUCCGCGGCGGAUUCCGACAACCCCAAACCCAGAAAAAAAUCGAAGGAAAAAUUCGAGUUCGACGAGAGCAAAGCUCAGAUCUUCCGAUUGAAACUCAGCGAAGGACAUCUCCAAUCCAGAAUUUAUUUCAAAGAAUUUUACAGCUUUAUUAAUUCCUCUCUGAUCGCACUGUCGUCUUUAUUGCUUCAUAGAUUCUUGCAAAAGGACGAUGAGAGGUCCGUCGGAGUUCUCGAAAAUGGGGCAAUAAUCCCUCUUUUGCUGGGAUUGGUAAGCCUUUUUCGAACGUUGUUUUUGAUUAUUAAGGUUGGAUUCGAACGAUCUGCUUCGAAGAAAUUGGAGAAGCAAUUGAGCUUUGUGUUUGGGGUUUUAGGGUUUUUUUUAGGGUUAUGCGUAGUUGUUGGGGUUUUCCCAAAUUGGAUUCUUGAAUUUAGAUUCGAUUCCUACGAUGUUCUUACAAGAAUUUGUGUUGCUGUUUUUAUGGGGUGCAUUGUUGGUUAUCUCUACAUUCCAUCUUUGAGAAAUGCAAGAGCUUUUUGGGUCGGAACCGAUCAAAUUCGAUGUAAUUUGUCGAUAAUUUCGAGCGGAUUGCUGUCGAAAACGGUCGUUUAUGCUGCAUUUGUCGCGCCCGUAUUCGUAUCAUUGCUUUGGAUUUCUCCGUUUUCCGAAUUGCUUGUCGCCGGUGAUGAUCGAAAAUUCGGAUUGGUUGGAUCAAGAUUGGAUUUUUAUGCAUUUAGGGAUCGGUGUUUGUUGGUCGCGGCAUUGUUGCAGCUUCUCGCUGCGCGCCCGAAUGUUCAGACGUUUUUGAACGAGGCCGUGCUUUGUUGGUACCAACGGCUGCACGGUGGGAGGGUUCCGGAAUUGGAUUAUAGCCGGGCGAAGGUUUUUCUGCACAACCAUUAUUUGUGUCUCGUCGCAGUGCAAUUUGUGGCGCCUCCGGUCGUGGUUGUUCUUCUACUUGCCCUGUCGCAGCUCGAAGAUCGGUUUGGCGAAGGUGUUCGUGGUGUUUUUCCGUAUUCCGUUUUGGCUAGGGAUGUCACUGUGUUUGUGUCGUGGUGGAUUGUGUUUGUCUCGGCUGUGUUUAGCUCGGCCACUGUCGGUUUUUAUCGUCGCGGUUCGAUGUAUGUUUCUUGAUUCACUUCUUAUUUUUUUGGACAUUUGGGCAUUUUUUUGGUGUUGGAAAGAAUCUAACCACAUUUUAUAGCUUUGUUUUAA